Messenger RNA from Scylla paramamosain (green mud crab), 1863 nucleotides. Its product is annotated as vacuolar ATPase assembly integral membrane protein vma21-like. The coding region runs from base 90 to 389 and encodes 99 amino acids. Lineage: Eukaryota; Metazoa; Arthropoda; Malacostraca; Decapoda; Portunidae. The transcript has 3 exons. Gene Ontology annotation, cellular component: endoplasmic reticulum membrane. The record is from RefSeq and is a predicted model, not a curated record. Gene Ontology annotation, biological process: vacuolar proton-transporting V-type ATPase complex assembly.
UACGAGCGUAAGAUAUUUUCAUAGGGUCAGCUGAUUGUCAACAGACGCCAAAGUUUAGCCGCGUAGUGCUGUCUGUCACCGUGUUCAUAAUGGCGAGUAAGACUGUAACAGCUAUCCCAGGUGGAGACAGCUUCCUAGGAGACAAGGGCCCUACUGAAGGCUUGCUGAUUGCUGCAGUGCUACCCUAUGUACUGAUGAUAAUUCUUCUACCCAUUGGCAGUUUCUUCUUCACCAAGUCCUUUGUAUUUCAGGAGAUACUGGCUUACAGUGACACCACUGCCAAUGUGUAUGCUGCCAUCUCUUCUGUGAUUCUCCUGCAUGUACUGUUGGCUCUCUUCAUCAUCAAAGCCUUCAAGGAAUACCCAUCCAAGGGUGUCAAGCAAGACUAAGUUUGUAAGUUUUCCUUAGUAUCAUGUAAUAUGAGCUUCACUGGGGUUUUACAUUUCACAACUUAAAUGAUGUGUGCAUUAAGUUUAUUAUUUGUAUAUAUGGGCCAUUAACUAUAUUGAAAGGUUUGCAAUACACAAAUAAUGCAAUGGAAUGUGUUACAUAUCUAGAGUGGGAUCACCCUUACUAUUUUUCUCACCCUUGUUUGGGAACCUGGUAUCACAAUAUGUGUUACCUAGCCCAGGUUAUAAUGUUAAUGUUAAUCUUAUUUGUAUGGUGGACUUCGGAUAACACUAAGUAACCUAACUGUACACAGGCCUGAGACAAAUUAGGCUACUUAGCUGGAGUUCCCAGCAUGAUGGUAGAGAGUAAGCUGAGGUGCUGAGUGGCUGGCUGGUAGGCAGACCCUAUGUACAGUCCCAUAAGGAACUGGUGUGUAUCUGCAUUGGAACAUGCUGUGUGCACACUUACAAACACUGCAGCAAGGAGUUUGGAUCUUCUGACCCCAGAUCCUUUCUUUAACAAAAAUGGAAGUUAAAGGGAAAACAAUCUUAGAUGUAGGUCAAUUACAUUUUUUUAGGGAAAGUUUUUGUAUCAUGUCUUGCUUGUAAUAGAGUUAAAAAUUACAUUGAUAUUGCAUCAUUUUAAUAAUUUCUGUACAUCAGGAUUUAUGAAAAAUGUUUAUAUAUGAGUCAGAAACAUAUAGAAAUUAAGACUGAUAGUCAUGCGUUUGUUAAAUUUUAAGUUGUAAAUCAGAGAAAUAUUUUAAUUAAAUUGAACAUAAUCAAAAUUACCUUUACAGUAAUAAGUAAAAGUUGCAGUGUACCAUCAGUCUUCAGCAGAAAUUAAUUUUUAGAAGUGUACCUUUCGCUUAGCUAAGGUAACAGGUAUUUUCCCCUCAUUAUAUGUAUACCACUGAUGUACCAUUUCCCUUGACUCCAAAGGCUGGCUUGAUUGGCCAUUUAGCUGGACCAACCAUCAUGUAAUGAUAUUGAACAGACCAGAAGGAGAUUGUACACAUUACAUUCACUAAGAAAACAGAUUAUUGCAUGUUUUUUUAUUUAGUUUGAAAAUGCCAUUCAGGAGAGGGUUAAGAGGUGACCUCAGCCCCACACUUGCUGUUGUUAUUUUGGUUACUGGUUGUGAUGCCAGUGUUUGACAAGCCUCACAGGGCUUCGGAAUAUGCAUGAAUCUGAAAGAAACUGUGAAAUAUUUAGUAAACUUUGCAAGAUUUGUAGCUCUCAUAUAUCACAUGUUGCAUUAUGAAGCAGUGUGGGACGUCACAAGGACCUGUGAAUUUCUUACAAACAUUGGCAGUCAAGGAUUACCUCCCUUUUACAAGCAUCUCCUCAUUUCUGAGCCACCAUUUGGCAUAAACUACAGAGUAUGUGAUGAUGGGAGAUGCACAGCAAUGAGCCCUGCACAACUUUUUGGACAGGGUGAUUUGUAUAUUUUAUAAUAAACUUUCUGUGUGAA